This is a messenger RNA of Chinchilla lanigera (long-tailed chinchilla), 1222 nucleotides long. RefSeq names its product protein FAM170A-like. Gene Ontology annotation, biological process: fertilization. The record is from RefSeq and is a predicted model, not a curated record. The transcript is spliced from 4 exons. Gene Ontology annotation, cellular component: nucleus. Bases 163 to 1221 code for a protein of 352 amino acids. NCBI's taxonomy places the organism in Eukaryota, Metazoa, Chordata, Mammalia, Rodentia, Chinchillidae.
CUGAGCAUCGCAAGGACAGUGAUCUGGUGAACAGAUAUUGUCUUAUGUUGUUUGUUUUUUUUGAGUAUAUUCAUUUCUUUCCUUAACAUCAUUAACCAUUCUCUGAGAGAAGUCUCAGAUAUAAUCUUACUUGACAUUAGUAAUUCUUCAACAAGUUGAACAAUGAAACAUAAAGAGAAGAGGAAACACCUGGAGAAGAAACUCUUACAAAGGCCUGGGGAAAAGUCAAAAUGCAGAAAAGGAAAGAUGGAUUUCCAAGAAUUUCUGCAGAGUAGAGGAGAGGAACUGGCCCCAAUUCAAGACCUCCAAGUGGCAGACACUUCUGCCUCAGCCUUGGAGGAAUUUGCCUGUGGAGAUAAAUGUCUGAAUGCAAAAUUGCAGAGCUUUUCUGUGGCUGCCCCUGAGGCACAUGAGGUGGUCCCAAGCUCAAGUCUGGAUGCAGGAGAGAAUUUCUCAGCCUCAGCACAUUUCCCCUGCAUUUCCUCUUUAAGCAUGCGCAUUCCUAUGGACCAGAAUGGCCUUGGAUCUUCUGAGAUGCUUCUAAGUCAAGAAUCGAUGAAGACAGAGAAUUCCUGCUUCAUGCCACAUUCUCAUUUACCUUUGACCUCUGCCAGUAGCCCCUCAGCAUCUACAGCAUCUACUGAAAAGAAAAGGAUAAUGAAUGUUUACUACAAGCCUGUCUCAGGGAAAAGGAGUGUGGCUGCUUUGGAGGAUAUGGAAGAAGAUUGGGAGCCUCCUGCAAAGAUGAUGAGAAUAGGAAAAGUUAUCUGUCCUGAGAGGAACCCUCCAACAGCCAGCUUCCCUGACAUGUGCCUAGCAGGCAUCCUAACUGAAGGUAAGGACAGCUUGGAUAGUGAAAAGCCAGAGGAAAGGGAAGAGGCUGAGAAGCCACCUAAGAAUCUGUCCCAGGAAGCAGGUCCCAGCGCCCAAACACCUGCAGGGCUGGAGGACAUGUACAGUGGAUUUAGAUGCAUGGGCUGCUGCCAGGUCUUCCCCAGUUUGCGGUUGCUUAAGAAACACCUGAAGCAUGGGGCUGAGGAAGAUGUUUCAUGCCUUAAUCUUGCAUUUGCCAAACUGAAGAACAAAGGGAAGACAAGCAAGAUCUCAAGGAAGGAGAACACAAAUAUCCCAGAAGCAUAUGGAGAUGAUAUGGAGAUACUUUUGAAGGUCUUGUUAUUGUUGGCUUUCUAUAGCUUUUUGUUUUAUUAUUAUAAUAAAUAGA